CCACUCGCGCCUCCGAGACAAGAUGGCGGCCUUUCCCUCGGCCCUCGCCCGGGCCGGGCUGAGGAGGGCGCUGCUGGUCCUGCGAGGGGGCGGGCGGCCAAGGCGGCCCUGGGAGGCGGCCUUUAUGAGACAUACCUCAGGUGAACCCAAUUCUGCAGGCCUGAAGUACCCAGGGAUUGUUGAGUCUAGUGAAGAAUAUAAUUUUGUGGAGAGGCUGAUUCCUCCUACCACAGUACCUGUACCUCCAAAACACGACCAAUAUCCUACACCUUCUGGAUGGAGACCACCACAAGAUACACCUCCUGAUCUUCCCUACUUCGUACGGCGGUCGCGCAUGCACAAUGUACCCGUGUACAGAGAUUCUACCCACCACGGAAGCAGGAAGAUUACUAUUAUCAGGAAAAUUGAAGGUGAUAUCUGGGCACUAGAGAACGACGUGAAGGCCUUCAUCACAGAGUUGUCUGGACGAACACCAGCAACCCAAGUCAAUGAAACUACCUGUAGUAUCCAUGUCAAGGGCUAUUUUGACCAAGAAUUAAAAACAUGGUUAAUGGACAGAGGCUUUUAAAUAAAGGAUGGCAGAUGAGCGGCAA
Messenger RNA from Candoia aspera, 593 nucleotides. It is a transcript of the gene MRPL49, whose product is annotated as mitochondrial ribosomal protein L49. The transcript has 4 exons. Bases 23 to 568 code for a protein of 181 amino acids. NCBI's taxonomy places the organism in Eukaryota, Metazoa, Chordata, Lepidosauria, Squamata, Candoiidae. Gene Ontology annotation, molecular function: structural constituent of ribosome. Gene Ontology annotation, cellular component: mitochondrial large ribosomal subunit; ribosome. Gene Ontology annotation, biological process: translation. The record is from RefSeq and is a predicted model, not a curated record.